GUGUGCGUGUUGUGAGCUCACUUGCCAGGGUUUCCUUUGCGUGGUUGUCUGUCUGCUAUUCUGUCUGAGGGUCCGAUUAUUUCCCAGUAAACAGUCAUUCACAAAGGCCUUGGCCAUGCCUCCCCUCCUUGCCCCCCUCUUCCUGCUACAGCUUGUAGUUCUUACCUAUGUGAGUGGUGGAGCAUACUACGGUCACAAGCAGCAUCCUCAGCCUUACCAACCGAUGCAGCAUCUCCAACAUAUUGGCAAGGGCAAAGGUGGCUUUCCUCAGCAGCAGUACCUUGGCAAAGAUGUGCCCUAUAUGCAGUAUCCCCACUACAGAAAGGAGCUGCCACCAGUGCCCAUGCACAAGGGAAAAGAAAAUGCUCUCAAGGGUGGAGGCUAUAAUGGUGGCCAAGACAAAGGUCAGACAGUUCCUAGUGGUGCUGAGGGAAUUCCCCAAGGAGAGCCAGGACCUGCUGGGCCACCUGGGGCACCUGGACCAGAGGGACCUCCAGGACCUCCAGGACCUCCUGGACCUCCAGGCAAUGAGUUACCGGGACCUGCAGGACAACUUGGACCUCCUGGUCCACCUGGAAUUCCAGGAGUUGGAAAACCAGGUUUGCCAGGAAGCCCUGGUAAACCUGGAGGAAUUGGUGCUCCUGGGCCUCAAGGAGAAAUGGGUCCUAGGGGUGAAGAAGGACCACCAGGGCAGUCAGGGCCUCAAGGACCCCCAGGACCACCUGGACUCCCAGGAAUAGGUAAACCAGGAAUACAGGGUUUACCAGGUCAAAUGGGGCCCAAAGGUGAGCCAGGUCACAAAGGCCUUCCAGGUUUGCCAGGACUGCCGGGACCCAAAGGAGACAAAGGGAUGGGGCUGCCAGGACCACCUGGUCACAAAGGGCAUCCAGGGCUCCCUGGACCUGCUGGGCCAAGAGGAUUGCCUGGUUUUGGAAAACCUGGAUUGAAUGGCACACCAGGCCCACAAGGACCACCAGGAUUAAAGGGACAACCGGGAGAGCAAGGACCAGCAGGACUACCAGGUGAAAAAGGACAGCCUGGCUCACCAGGUCUACCUGGUCAAGGGAAGCCAGGUCAAAAUGGUCCACCAGGACAACCAGGCAUGCCAGGUGUGAAAGGUCAUCCAGGACCACCAGGUUUACCAGGAAAGCCAGGAUUGCCAGGAUUUGGUAAACCGGGGCUCCCAGGACCAAAGGGUGAUAAAGGUAUGAGUGGGCCACCUGGAUCACCUGGACCAAAGGGAGAUAAGGGUUAUAGCGGUCUGCCUGGUAUGCCUGGACCUUCUGGACCAAACGGCCCUCAAGGUCAUCCAGGCCCUAUUGGGCCCCCAGGGCCUAUGGGUACACCUGGUCCUAAAGGUGACUGUGGUGAAGGAGGGCCUAAAGGUCUUGAUGGUACCAAGGGUGAGCCUGGUCCUCAAGGGUUACCUGGAAAGGAUGGCUUGCCAGGAGACCGUGGAGAGCCAGGACCAAGAGGCCCACAAGGACCAAUUGGUGCCAAAGGAGACAUUGGACAUGACGGUCUACCAGGUGUCCCUGGUCCUUCAGGACCUCCUGGUCUUAAAGGAGAAAGAGGAUUACCAGGUGAAGUGGGACCUCAAGGCCUUAAAGGAAUCCCAGGAAUGGAUGGUGCAGUAGGACCAAAUGGGCCUCCUGGUCUUCAAGGACCAAAAGGAGAUUAUGGUCCUCCUGGUCCACCAGGCAUUUCAGUUGAAGGGAGUCCAGGUCUACCUGGUCCUAUGGGACCCCAGGGAAAAGAGGGCCCAUCAGGACCCCCAGGGCAACCAGGUCUGCCUGGCCUGCCUGGACCACCAGGUCCCCCUGGAGCACCUGGUCUGUCACCCGAAAUGGCAGGAGUGCUCUCUGAAAUGGGCCCAGCACUAGAUGGCGUUAAAGCCGGAGGUUAUGGCAAGAAGGGCAAGUAUGGAGGCAAUGGGGCAGAAGUAAUAGGUCCCAGUGGGCUGGAAAUGCCAGCAUUCACAGCUGUAACGACGAUUCCUUUUCCACCUGUGGGCGCUCCAGUCAUCUUUGACAAGCUCUUGUAUAAUGGUCGCCAAAACUACAACCCAGAGACUGGAAUUUUCACUUGUGACAUACCUGGCAUUUAUUACUUUGCCUACCACAUUCAUUGCAAGGGAGCUAAUGUUUGGGUGGCUUUGAUGAGAAACAAUGAGCCUGUGAUGUAUACAUAUGAUGAAUACAAAAAGGGUUUCCUAGACCAAGCAUCAGGGAGUGCAGUAUUACCUCUACAACCUGGGGACACUGUGUAUAUUCAGCUGCCCUCAGAUCAGGCUUCAGGACUUUAUGCUGGACAGUAUGUGCAUUCCUCCUUUACUGGGUACUUGUUAUAUCCAAUGUAAAAUCACAAACUGCAGAAAGAAAGAGAGAGGGGCUUUGGUAAGAAUUACACAAGAGCUUAUUUUUGUAUGAUAUAAAACAUAAAUUACUCUACAAUGAGCAUACUUUUAAUGCAAAAUCAGCAAAUUGUUGAUCCAGUCAAUGAAGAGCAGAAAACAAGAUAAAAUAUAUUAAAGUUAAUAUGAAAUCUGCAGUCUGUAUAAACAAUAGUUUUAUAGCAUAAAGCUUAAGAGAUGUUUUAACUGGGAGAGCAAAAAUAUGUCUUUUACAGCACUGGAUGAUAUGAAAGAAUGUACAAACAGCAUACAAAAAAUAGCUACAGAGGUACUUUCAUACACAAAGUGCCAACAAUUCUUAAGAGUGCAAAUUAUUAGUAUAAACAUGGAAGUGAACAUGUGACGUUUAAGUAAAAGAGGGAAAAAAGAAAUGGUAUAAUGAUAGUUACACUGUUGCAGCAGUGUCAAAUUUAGUCAUGUCUUUAAAAUUGGCAGCUACUCCAUAUGGCAAAAAAUGUGAAAGUAUAAAACAUUAGGAUACAAACUAUUCAUUUGGGUGGGGACAAUAUGUUUUUGCAUGCAUAGACUUGUAUAAUCAAUUUUCAGUUUUCUCUAAUGAUAACAGUAAGUAUAAAAAGCGUCUUUUUAGAAUGAUGAUGCAGAUUGUAGCACGGUUUGUGUUGCAGCAGUCGAUACAUUGCCUUGUUUAAUUUUUGUUUGUUUUUUAACAUAAACCCAUUUCUAGCUGUGUCUGUAGCUGUGCUGGCUGCAGAGGGCAAAACUUGAGGGCAAAGAUCAUUUUAAUUUUCAGUAGACUGGACUGUUAUGCUCAAGAUGUGCGUGAAGGAAUGGUAUGUUUAAAGGACAGCUGUUAUCGGUUGGUGAGUUGAAAUGGCAGUUUGUGUGCUCUUCUGUAGAAAGAGGCCACACAAAGCAUAGAUGGCCCAAAUUAAGUCAAAAACCCAAGAAUGUUGCUGGCUGAUUAUUGCUCUUGAGUGAGAUUUAAAGAUUAAGAAUGUAAUAUUAUUUUUAUGUUUUGGUUUUUUUUUUUUGAGAUAGGUUUGUGGUUGUUGUCCUGUAUUAGAAUUCAAAAUAAGACAAAAUUGUGCUCUGAGCUAUUAAAACCACUCAGUAUAUGCUGAUAAAUAUUAGAGCAUUAUCAUCAGAAAAUUUCACACUUAACAAAAAUUCUCUAUCACCAACUAAACUGUUGAAUCGUAUAUAUCAGCAAUAUGUGAAAACGAACAGCUUACACGUGAACACAAAGUUGUGUGUGUAUAGUCGUACAUGUUAUAGUACAAAAAUAAUACUCGACAGCAAAUCCUGCUGAUAGACAGCAAGUCUCUGAGUCUUCUUUUCAAGUCAAAACCAGUGAUACCGGUUAACAUUUUUAUUUACUUUUAUUUAAAAAUCAACUGAUUGUAUUCUGUGACUGUUUUGCAGGUCAUAUUUUUUUUAUAUAUAGAAGCAUAUCACAGUGCAUUUUAGUUGUUAUGACAGUAUAUGUAUGCAUAAGAUGGCAUCAUAUGAGGAACACAAUUUAUAGAUUUUAACAGUUAGAUGGAGAGGUGUGUUUGAAAGCAUGAUAACCAAAUCAAUUUACCCUGUAACCUCAGUGUGUUUCCUUUAUAUGGUUUGGCUGUUUUCAUUAAUGGACUCAAAGCUGCAGCAAUUCAUUAACAACAGUUAUGUCAGUAAUUUAUUAUUUUUUUACUGCUGAUCACUUACAUGCAAUAAAGAGAACAAGAAAAAAUGGGAAAAGGAAAUGACCAUGGUGCCAAUGUUGUUAUUGUAACCAAAG
Messenger RNA from Archocentrus centrarchus (flier cichlid), 4154 nucleotides. RefSeq names its product collagen alpha-1(VIII) chain-like. Bases 116 to 2359 code for a protein of 747 amino acids. Lineage: Eukaryota; Metazoa; Chordata; Actinopteri; Cichliformes; Cichlidae. Gene Ontology annotation, molecular function: protein binding. The transcript is spliced from 3 exons. The record is from RefSeq and is a predicted model, not a curated record.